AUGCAGAGGUGGAGAAGAGACUAUAAUCCAUAUCUUGAGAAAUUGCCCGGCGAUGGAGGGAAUCUGGAGGUGAGCUACCUGGUAGAAUUGGAAAUAGCGAAGCGGGAAUAUUUUGGGACAAAUGGAAAGUGUCGUGACCGUGUGAGAUUCAUCAAGGAUAUAGCAACUGAAGCGACUGUGGUGCAUGCUAAGACAAGAGAACAAGCAGGGGCCACAGUUAGAGUUGAGAGACAAAUAGCAUGGAAACCUCCGAAAAGCGGCUGGUGGAAGAUGCAUACCGAUGGAGCAGCUAGAGGGAAUUCGGGCUUAGCCUCAGCAGGUGGAGUUCUACAGGAUGCCAGUGGAGGAUGGGUUUGUGGGUUCGCUCUCAAUAUCGGCAUAUGCUCAGCUCCACUAGCAGAUUUAUGGGGAGUGUACUACGGACUCUAUAUGGCUUGGGAGAUAUGA
Messenger RNA from Microthlaspi erraticum, 447 nucleotides. The record is from the annotation of a GenBank genome assembly. Lineage: Eukaryota; Viridiplantae; Streptophyta; Magnoliopsida; Brassicales; Brassicaceae.